GGCAGAGCGGUGGUUUUUACCCCGAUGUGAAACCUAUUUUUGUUUGUUUGAUCCUCACAUUUUAAAUAAUCUGUGAUCUUAUUUAAUGAUCAGGAUGGCGUCAGAAAUUUGGUUAGUUUGAGCGGAGUUUUUAUUUUCUUAGCUGUCGGGCAGAUAAUCAUCUUAGGACACAACACUCGACCGGGCUGUAGUGCUCUGAUGAGGCCAUCACUGGGACUUUCCGGAUACGUCAGACCGAGCUUCCGACUUGUUAACGCUAGCUGCCGCCGCCGCCGCCGCGUUCAUGUCGUUAGAGGCGGUUAACGUUACGUCGCAGCUCCGUAACAAACGCAGACAAGAGGCCAUGAAAACUCCCAGAAGCCGCCAGCAGCGCCUGGAGGUCUGAAUAUAGAGGCGCGGUGGUCAGAAGCGACAGGGCGGGAUGUCAACAACUCGGCCUCUGCUCGGAAUGAGACGAAUCACCGAGCUCGCGUGCCCGGAGCAGCCGGGCAACAGGCUCCCUGCGUCGGCCGGGAGGCAGCAAGCGGAGGCCCCCACAGUGGACGAGUUUACGGUCCUGGAGGACAAAGAAGAGGAGUUGAAGUGUGCCAGGCCCCGAGUGGAGCAAGUUUUUAAAGUGACGUUUACAAUUAUUGGUCUGUUAGACCACACAGGACAGCCGCACGGCAGCAAAACAUCCCGGCAGAUAUGGCUGCAGCUCCGGGGCAACAGAGACGACGUGUCCAAGGCGAAGGAGUAUGUUCGAGGGCUCUGCGACCCGGAGCUGCAGAAAGAGGAGCACUAUCCCACGGACAUGCACUGCAUCUUCGCCGGGGCCCGGGGCCUCUUCCUGGACAGGCUCAUACGGGACACCAGCGCCGAGGUUCUGGUGCCGGAACCGGGCCGUCUGUGGCUGGUGGGCCGAGCUGAGCCUGUUGUGAUGGCGCAAAGCAGAGUUCAGCAGUUUGUUGCUCUCUUCCAAGAGAAGAAGAGUCUGCCAAGUGACAGAGAAUCGGCGGUGAAGCGAGCGUUCAAGUCUUUCGUGGAGGAAAGAGAUGAUAAAUACACCAUGGAGCUCCUAUUGCUGCCCAGUGCUCUGAAGGAGGAGUUAUUGGGACUGGUUCACAGCCCCACCAGCACAAACACAUCGGCACUGGUCAACCAGGCGCUGCUUCCCAGCAUGGCGGAGGUUGACCAGGACCGCUCACAGAGCAGCACUCCAGUGACAGAGCUCUCCAACCGCAUCCUGGACACCAGCUUUGAGGAGAAAGGCGUUUCGGCGGCGGCGUCUGUCUGUGCAGGCGGGAAGGCGGGUUUGGGUCCAGAAGCGGUCCUGCUCAACGGCACCCGACCCUCACACAAGCGGCGCUCAUCCGAGAGCGAGACUCGGGAUACAAAGAGACAAUACUCCCUGGAACGGAAGGAGGAGUCGCCAGAGAGAACGGCGAGGGAGCGACCUCGGGACAGGGAGGUCCGGGGUGCCGGCAGCAGCUGCAGGUCCAAAACCCCGUCUGCAUCCUGUACGCUCUCCUCCUCCUCCUCCUGCUACUCAGGGAAAGCGAACACGGUGGCCGGUCCAAUCACACAGGAGUCCGGCGAGGCCGUACCAGACGACGGUGAGGCUGUCAGCCCAGAAACCAACCUCCGCUGCCUGGUGAACUUUUUCAGAACCAUGGGCUACCAGCAGGAAGUGGUGGAGCGCGUCGUCAAGGCGACGGGGCAGACGGAGGACACCUUUCUAAUCCUGGAGAAAAUAGUUGAAGAAACCAAACGUUGUGAGCAGGACUGCAAAGUAGGGGACAGAGAGAGACGAAUGAACUCCGUGCGUCCCGCCGACACCCUCUGCUCCUCUUCCUCCUCCUCUUCCUCCUCCUCGUCUUCGUCGGCCUCGUCAAUGACGUCCCGUUUCAGGGAAAAGGAGCUGGGAGACUCUGGGAGGUCGAAGGAGAACAUAAAGCCGAGCCAGCGAGGAGGAAGCAGCAACGGGUUGGGACACCGGCGGAAGUGCAGCGGCAGUGAGACGAGCACUCAGCAGGCCAUCACAAUCAAGAGAAGCUCCAGUGCUCAGGGCGGAGCAGGGAACUACGAAGUGAUUACGAUCGACGAUGACGACAACAUCAUCCCCACCAGCGCCAAAACGGCAGACGGUCGAAUGUCCCGGAUAAUGACGAUGCCGCACCCUGACCCCACGCAGUCCGGGUCCCGAACAGACUACCUGGCGCGAGGAGGGGGCGGGGUCACGCAGCGGGACUACCUGUCUCGAUGUGGGACUCAAACUUUGGGCGGACCAGUGAAGGUGGAGAGCGUUACGGCGCUGCGCAGCACGGCGCAGUGGCUGAGUAACGCCUCUCUGGCUUCAACUCCCAGCUCGGCUCAGCCCAUCAACCGGACCGCAGCCUCUGCCUACCAGACCAUCAGCCACGUGAACUUCCAGGGUGGCGUGGCCCGGACCCCGCCUGCCAACGAUCCGCCAGCCCCGCCGGUCACCGGCCUGGCCCGGUUCCACCAGUCGCUGCGGACCCAGUUCACCUUGAACCUGCCGAACGAGCGGGGGAACCCGGACCUCAGGCACAUCAUCAUAGACGGCAGCAACGUGGCGAUGGCUCAUGGCCUUCACCGGUUCUUUUCGUGCCGCGGCAUUGCUCUGGCCGUGGAAAUGUUCUGGCGGAGAGGCCACAGGGAGAUCACAGUGUUCGUUCCACAGUGGCGUCAGAAGAGAGACCGACUCGCUACAGAGCAACACUUUCUGAACCAGCUGGAAGACCUGCGGCUGCUGUCCUUCACCCCCUCCAGAGAAGUCUGCGGCCAGAGAAUAUCUUCACAUGACGACAGGUUCCUGCUCCACCUAGCAGAGAAGACAGACGGGAUAAUCGUCACCAACGACAACCUGCGGGACUUUGUUGACACCUCGGACACAUGGCGUCGGAUCAUUCAAGAGAGGCUUCUUCAGUUUACCUUCGUUGAGGAUCACUUCAUGAUUCCUGACGACCCACUUGGAAAAGACGGACCCCACCUGGACGACUUCCUGCGGAAAGACAACAGGACAGUUUCCCCGCCGCUGUUCCACCCUCCGGAUUUCCGGGCCUCGUCCCAGCAGCAGCAGCAGCCCGUUAACGUCCAGACUCUGCGUAACCCCGCCUCCCUGACGGCCCACCCCACCGCACACUGGCCGCACUCCGGGCCGCCCGAGUGGCAUCCUCCGCGCCGCUCGCCCUCGCCGUCGCCCGCUCCGCCGCCGCAGCGGUCGCCGGGGGAGACAUCAGAGCUGAAGAGGAAGCUGUACGAUAUCUUUCCUGACCAGAAGCAGCGGAUCGACCGGAUCCUCAGCGACAACCCGUACAUGAGGGACCUGAACGCGCUGUCGGGUCUGCUGCUGGGGUGAACCGCCGCCCGACCACCAUCUUCUUCUUCUCCUCGUCGGAGGGCACAGAAACUGUUUAUUAAACUAGCUGCUAUCUGCAAUGAAUAUUUUCUGGGAUUUUUUUUUUCCAUCAUUUUUUUAUCUUUUGCUUUCUGGUCCAUCGAGGUGAGCAGCACCACUGUCUGCAGAACAUAACCAAAACGAUUUCUGUAUUUCAGCAAGAAAAAUUCUGUGUUUGUCUGGGAAUAAAAUCUCUGCUAGCGAUCGACAAGACUUUCAACUUUCACUCUGAAGGUUGGGAGAGUUUAACAAGACACACAGAAUCUCAUGUUGAAGAGGGUUAACUUUGUUUAUAAGUGUUUACCGUUGGAAAUCGUACUUUCAGUCAACUGGUCGCCCUCCUCGCUUUCCCUCCAUUUUGCUGCUGAAGCAUAGAAACGCGUCGACUUUACGUACCAACUUGUUCCUGAAAUGAUCAAACCUGACCACUAGAUGGCGAUGGCAUUGUCCAACAACAUACAUAAAGAUGGAAAGUAAUUUUUUUCAGGAUGAAUAAUUGUUUUUACCACCACACUGGUUCUAGAGGUAAACCAGAAUCAACCGGCUUUAGUUUAAUCCUCCAUUUUGAAUUUUUGGGGAGAUCAGCAUGGCCAUUUAUCACCAAUCUGAUUUCUAAUUUCUGCUUUAAGCAUCAGGCUACAUUUAUAAACACUAUUUACGACAUUUUCAAGCAGCCCUCCAGUCAGGAGUUACACACACAGUUCCAAGCUGCAUUUAUAAAUGCCAGCUUUCGAUUUGAAAGUCUACAAAUUUAUGUUUAAAUCUGGAUUUAUGAACAGUUUGGUUGAUAUUAAUCAAACUCAGCUUUUAUAGCACCUUAUAUAAAUAAAUAUCCUGAAAUGCUGCUUAAAUUGUUAGUUUGCUUUGGUUCAGCACCAAGUUGGUUGAGAAGGAAAUAACUUGUUUAUUUUUACCUUUUUUCAUCCAGUAAAACAUUUUUUUCCAGCUGGUUGAUGAGCUCUGAGACCGUUUUGCAGAAAACGUACAUGGAUUAUUUAAAAAAUCAGUUCAGUGAAUAAAAGGUGGUAACAAUGUAUUAAAGUUUGUUUAGGAAAAUAUAGAAGCAGGUCAGCAUAAAGCUGUUUUCAGAGGCAUGUGGUGCAGGUUGUAGUGACAUCUAGUGGCACAAGCUGCAAACUGCAGCAGUAGCAACAUGGUUGAGUGGGGAGGGCAACCUGUUAUUUUGUGAGAAACAUCCAUAUUUUCCUUCAAAAUGUGUAGGAAUGUGUAACAACUUGACCCAGGUUUGUAAACAGUUGACUGAGGAUCCUGAGCUUAAAAAUUCCCACAACAAACCAGAAUUUACUGCUUUGAUGAUCUCUUUAAAAAAAAAAAAAAUACAAAGAAAACCCAUCAGAGUUGGAUGAGCGUUCAGUUCUGAGGUAUUCGGUGAGUUAUGAACCUUGGUUUGGAAGCGAUGGAAACAAACACUACAAUAUUUAUCUUCUGAUUACACCUCGAUCCUGAGGUUUUCUUAUUGUUUUCAGUUCUGAGUUACAUUUGGAACUAAAGUGAAAUGCACUGAAGAGAAAAGCUGAGCGAGCAGAUAAACGUUUCAUGUUUAUCUCCUUAAAACUCAGAAGGUGGCUGCAAUUUUCAGAUCUAACAACCCUCUAGUUUUUGCUAAAUUCAAAACUUUCAUGUGUUUAAAGGAUGUUAUGUUGUAAGGGUUACUGAAGGAUUCCCCCCCUUGUAUUAUAAUUCUUCUGUGUAUAUUGAUUUUUUUGUCUUGUAAAUAUUCACAUUUUUGCUUACAGUGCACAUAUGGUUUAAUGUAUGUUCAAAAUCCAGAAUAAAUGCAGCCUUCCCCAUCAAACAUCA
Messenger RNA from Poecilia latipinna (sailfin molly), 5221 nucleotides. RefSeq names its product nedd4 binding protein 1 (gene n4bp1). Bases 422 to 3361 code for a protein of 979 amino acids. Gene Ontology annotation, molecular function: RNA binding. NCBI's taxonomy places the organism in Eukaryota, Metazoa, Chordata, Actinopteri, Cyprinodontiformes, Poeciliidae. The record is from RefSeq and is a predicted model, not a curated record. Gene Ontology annotation, biological process: negative regulation of proteasomal ubiquitin-dependent protein catabolic process; negative regulation of protein ubiquitination. Gene Ontology annotation, cellular component: PML body; nucleus. The transcript is spliced from 12 exons.